AAUUAUUUAAUGAAUCUAAUUCUUAUUCAGAUCUCGAUAAUGAACAAUUAUGUUGCCGAACUGAAGUUAAGAACUGAAAUGGCAGAGUCUCAGAAGAAAAUGGGAAACUACGACGAAUCCUGGCGAAAAAAAGAUGUUCUACCCAACGGUAAGAAAACCAAGGGAAGAAUGAAAAUAAAAAUGGAGUUCAUUGAUAACAAACUCCGGAGAUACACAACCUUCUCAAAACGGAAAACUGGGAUUAUGAAGAAGGCCUAUGAACUCUCAACACUGACCGGGACCCAGGUGAUGUUGUUGGUUGCAUCAGAGACCGGUCAUGUGUACACCUUUGCUACCAAGAAGCUCCAACCAAUGAUUACAUCAGAGGCGGGCAAAGCAUUAAUCAAAACCUGUUUAAACUCACCAGAAGAAGGAGACACAGAUGGACGGGAUGGAGACGAGAGGAUGUGUGCUGCCGGAUUUGAGGAGACGGAUCUAGGAUGUGUGAUGGAGGAGCAGGAGGAACAGGAAGGAUUUGGAGAUAAUAAUGAUGAUCUCGGAGAGACCGAGGAGCAGAUUGAUGCUCCGUCUGAUGAUGAAUCUAACGAGAUGAAUGAUUCUCCAAGAAAUCUGUCUCUCCGGAAAUAUCCUGAAGGUUUGAAUAGUAACACCAAACUAGAGACAAGAUCUAUUUACAAACAGUCCGAACCUUACUCAGAUGAACCCCGAGCUGUCUCCUCCUCGGUAUACAUCGGGCAGAGAUCCAACCCCGGAAUACAUCCGUCCUCAAUAUCCCAGGAGCUACUAGCACAGUUAGGAUACAGUAAUCUUCUAGCACAGUCCUUUUAUUUAUCCCAACAGAACCAGGAGGAGAGAAUAUCAGAUAGUUUACCACGGAAACCUUUUCAACUGGAGGAUUCUGUAAUUUCUCAUUUACUUCCGCGGGAGCCUCUUCCUCAAUUACCUACUCCGCAGUCGGAGGCAAACCUUUCUCAUUUAAUGGCUCCGCGGUCGGAGGCAAACCUUUCUCAUUUAAUGACUCCGCGGUCGGAGGCAAACCUUUCUCAUUUAAUGGCUCCGCGGUCGGAGGCAAACCUUUCUCAUUUAAUAGCUCCGCGGUCGGAGGCAAAUCUAUCUCAUAUAUCUUCUCCGCAUUCAGAGUCUAAUCUUUCUCCGGAAAAUCUUAGUUUAAACAAAGAUUAAGAUAAAUAGCAGUCGAAUAUUUCUACAGUGAUAACCAGAAUAUUCUGAAAAUGGGAAGACGACUUUUGGACAAAGAAACCCAUUUUACUUAAUUUUUUUAAUAAGUACGUCUCGUUAAACUAAUUGGUUUGGUUACAACAUCAAACACACUUUAAGUAUUGCUAUAAAGUCGUCUUACUAUUUUUA
This is a messenger RNA of Eurytemora carolleeae, 1368 nucleotides long. Its product is annotated as pheromone receptor transcription factor. NCBI's taxonomy places the organism in Eukaryota, Metazoa, Arthropoda, Copepoda, Calanoida, Temoridae. Gene Ontology annotation, biological process: positive regulation of transcription by RNA polymerase II. Gene Ontology annotation, molecular function: RNA polymerase II cis-regulatory region sequence-specific DNA binding; DNA-binding transcription factor activity, RNA polymerase II-specific; protein dimerization activity. The transcript is spliced from 5 exons. The record is from RefSeq and is a predicted model, not a curated record. The coding region runs from base 10 to 1182 and encodes 390 amino acids.